Oreochromis aureus is the source of this 1847-nucleotide messenger RNA. RefSeq lists its product as uncharacterized. The record is from RefSeq and is a predicted model, not a curated record. NCBI's taxonomy places the organism in Eukaryota, Metazoa, Chordata, Actinopteri, Cichliformes, Cichlidae. The transcript is spliced from 5 exons. Bases 75 to 1136 code for a protein of 353 amino acids.
CUCCUCCGCCUCCUGCGACCUUUAGGCAGCAGCAGCCAGGCCUCAUCCUGCCGCACAUAUGUGUGCACCAGGACAUGCCAGGAACAGGAAACACAAGAGAGUCAGCCAUCCAAGCUUCACAGGGCCCGAAUCAGCUGAACCCAUAUUCAGCCCACCGCUGCCUCCAAAUCUCCUCCUCCUCUCCUCCGCCUGCUGGGACCAGUAGGCAGCGCAUCGCCUGCUACUGGGACCUUUCGGCAGCAGCAGCCAGUGUGCACCAGGACAUGCCAGGAACAGGAAACACAAGAGAGUCAGCCAUCCAAGCUUCACAGGGCCCGAAUCAGCUGAACCCAUAUUCAGCCCACCGCUGCCUCCAAAUCUCCUCCUCCUCUCCUCCGCCUGCUGGGACCAGUAGGCAGCGCAUCGCCUGCUACUGGGACCUUUCGGCAGCAGCAGCCAGCACAUGUCACUGCAUUUUCAGCACCUUUCAUAUGCAGUGCAGUGCUGUUGCCCUGCUAGGCGCCCUCCUGUGGACAAGACAGGCAAUUGAUUGUCACAACCUUGAAAGGUAUAGAGAGCAUGGAAUGCCAUGGCUGCCCCAAGUGAUGAAGAGGAUUCCAGGGAAGACUGAAAAGCACACGCGGAACAAGGUCUUGGUGCUGGUCAGCUCAGUGGGACUUAUCAUGAAUAAGGAUUUUGUGUCCUAUGAGAAACUGAAGGACCUACUCCUGGAGCUGAAGAUGACACAGGCAGAGCUCCAAAAGUACAGGAUCCUUUCCACAUCAGUUUGUGAAAAAGUUUUCGGCUUCACUCUCUAUAAGCUCCACUACGAUAUCCUUUAUCGAAUGGGGAACCCAAAACCCCAUACGGAGAAAAAGUUGCCUCCAGAUCUUCCCCUGGAGAUGGAGGAAGAGGAUGCACCUGUACUUGAAGAGGAUGAGGAACCUGACCUAUUGCAGACGAGAGCUGUGUACAUGCCCGCUCAAACCAGCAGACACUGGACACAGCAGGAAGAGGGAUUUAUCAACCUUGAUCCAACAAUCUCCACUGGCGUGGCAUACAAGGAGUAUGUCGGACAAUGCAAAGCAGCAAGACUACCUGCAAGGUCGUACAAGGGCUUUGGGAGAAAGCGAAGAGACCUUCUCAGGAAUGAAUAGAAUACCUGUCUCCAGCUCUCCCUCCUAGGUCAACAAAGGCACCCAUCUGCUGCUGCUGCCCCUUUGAGAUGGCAGCAUCCUGGGAGAAACGGAACCUGCUUGACUUCCAGGUGUGAGAACUUGCAAGUGUCCAGAAUCAGGAGAGAUUGGGGGACCCACUUUAGCAGGAUCAUCUGUGAAUAGACUGGAUAGAAAUAAGUUCUUCUUCUAUCAGUUAUUAUUUAUUCUGUUCAUUAUAGAAUCAGCUACUGUUCUGCCAGACCUGAGAAACAUGUUCCCAGUUCAGUUCACAUCUUACUUACACUGACAACUUUGUUUUGGCUGUAUAUUUGUUUAGUUUUAUAUAUAUAUAACUUGUUUUACAAUUUAUCUACCAGGUCGCACUAAGACGAUGUACAUUUCAAUCUGUCAAGUUUAGUUCAUAAAUAUGUUUGUUCUGGGUAGAUCAUUGCUUGAGAAAUCUUCUUUACAAAAUGACUGUUGUGUACUAAAAGGGGGGGAAAAAAAAUAAAAUGUGUACUUCACAUUACGGUUGAAACUGGGGUUUUUUAAAAAAAAAAAAAAGUUAUUUUAUAUAAACAAUUUUUGCUCAUAACCAAUUAAAAAAAUAUUUUUUCCAAAACAAAUUCUUUGAAGAAAUGUACCUCACAUCUUCCCACCUGCUUUCACUGCAUAACAGCCCACACUAGUGAAACAAGACCCAGUAAAAGA